Messenger RNA from Meleagris gallopavo (turkey), 3626 nucleotides. The record is from RefSeq and is a predicted model, not a curated record. NCBI's taxonomy places the organism in Eukaryota, Metazoa, Chordata, Aves, Galliformes, Phasianidae.
UGCAAUGCAGACUGACCGUGUUGUUUCCUGUGCCCUAGGGAACAAGUGCAGAGCAGGACAAUCGCUUCAGCAAUAAGCAGAAGAAACUGUUGAAGCAGUUGAAAUUUGCAGAAUGCUUAGAAAAGAAGGUGGACAUGAGCAAAGUAAAUCUGGAAGUAAUCAAACCAUGGAUAACAAAACGAGUAACAGAAAUCCUUGGGUUUGAAGAUGAUGUAGUAAUUGAAUUUAUAUUCAACCAGUUGGAAGUGAAGAAUCCAGAUUCCAAAAUGAUGCAAAUCAACCUGACUGGUUUUUUGAAUGGGAAAAAUGCUAGGGAGUUCAUGGGCGAACUGUGGCCACUGCUGUUAAGUGCACAAGAAAACAUUGCUGGUAUUCCAACUGCUUUUCUGGAACUGAAGAAAGAAGAAAUUAAACAGCGGCAGAUAGAGCAAGAGAAACUGGCUUCUAUGAAGAAACAAGAUGAAGACAAGGAGAAGAGGGAUAAGGAAGACAAAGACAACAGAGAAAAAAGAGACAGAUCCAGGAGUCCAAGAAGACGCAAGUCGAGGUCUCCUUCCCCCAGGAGGAGAUCAUCGCCCGUCAGGCGGGAGCGGAAGCGCAGCCAUUCCCGCUCCCCUCAUCACAGAACCAAGAGCCGCAGUGCUACACCUGCACCAGAAAAGAAGGAGGCAACUCCUGAGCCAGAACCCUCUGUGAAACCAAAGGAGACUGUUGUUCAAGAGGCAACUUCAAACAGUGAUAUCCCAAAAGCUCCAAAAUCUGAACCUCCUGUACCAGAGACAAAAGAAAUUUCACCAGAACGUAAUUCAAAGAAGGAGAGAGAGAAGGAGAAAGAGAAGACUCGUCAGAGAUCCCCAACUCGCUCUAAAUCAAGGUCAAGGUCUCGGUCACGUUCUCCAUCUCAUUCUCGACCAAGAAGGCGUCACAGAUCACGAUCAAGGUCUUACUCCCCUAGAAGGCGACCAAGCCCGAGACGACGGCCGUCCCCGAGGAGGAGGACUCCUCCAAGGCGAAUGCCUCCCCCACCCAGGCACAGAAGAAGCAGAUCACCAGUGAGGCGGAGGAGACGGUCAUCAGCGUCUUUAUCUGGCAGUAGCUCUUCCUCCUCCUCUUCACGUUCCCGAUCUCCACCAAAGAAACCACCUAAAAGAACUGUGUCCAGCCCCCCUCGUAAAACACGUAGGCUGUCUCCUUCUGCCAGCCCCCCGAGGCGAAGGCACAGACCAUCCCCACCAGCAAGUCCACCUCCCAAACCACGCAGAUCUCCAACACCUCAGCAGUCAAAUCGUGCAAGGAAAAGCCGUGGCUCUGUUUCACCUGGCAGGGCAUCAGCACCCAAGCAUAAGAGUACUGAAAAAAGAGAAUCUCCUUCACCAGCACCAAAACCAAGGAAGGCUGAACUGUCUGAGUCAGAAGAAGAUAAGGGAGGUAAAAUGGCUGCAGCAGAUUCUGUGCAACAGAGACGUCAGUACAGAAGGCAAAAUCAACAGUCUUCAUCUGAUUCUGGCUCCUCAUCUUCAUCUGAAGAGGAAAGACCCAAGAGAUCCAAUGUGAAGAAUGGGGAGGUUGGUCGGCGCCGCCGCCAUUCCCACUCACGCAGCCCAUCUCCAUCCCCACGAAAACGACAGAAGGAGCCUUCCCCUCGGAUGCAGAUGGAAAAGAGGUGGCAAUCACCAGUGAUGAAAAGUAGGAGGAGGAGGAGCCCAUCCCCCCCACCUGCCCGGCGACGGCGUUCUCCUUCCCCCCCCCCUCCCAGGCGACGGCGCUCGCCCUCCUUGCCCCGCCGAAGAUCUCCAUCACCACCCCCACGCAGACGCUCACCCUCCCCUCGGAGGUACUCCCCUCCGAUACAGAGGCGAUAUUCUCCUUCUCCACCUCCAAAGAGAAGAACAGCUUCUCCUCCUCCUCCACCCAAACGACGAGCGUCGCCUUCUCCGCAGUCAAAGCGCAGAGUUUCCCAUUCACCACCACCAAAACAAAGGAGCUCUCCAGCUGCUAAGAGGCGCUCGCCAUCGAUAUCUUCCAAGCACCGGAAGGGUUCUCCUUCCAGUAGGUCCAAUAGAGAAACACGUUCUCCACCACAAAACAAAAGGCAUUCACCUUCACCAAGGCCUAGAGCUUCUCAUACCUCUUCAAGCCCGCCGCCGCUGCGAAGGGGAGCGUCAGCAUCGCCCCAGAGAAGACAGUCUCCAUCUCCAAGCACCAGACCUAUCAGGAGGGUGUCAAGAACACCAGAACCGAAGAAGACAAAGGCUUCCACCCCAAGUCCACGAUCUGCCAGACGGGUGUCGUCGUCACGGUCUGCAUCGGGAUCACCUGAGCCAGCUCCAAAAAAGCACCAAGGGCCUCCAUCUCCUGCUCGGUCUCGUUCUCCUUCUGCUAACUGGUCACCUGCAAAAAAGGCUAAAAGUCCAACUCAGAGCCCAUCGCCUGCAAGGAAUUCGGAUCAAGAAGGAGGUGGAAAAAAGAAGAAGAAAAAGAAGGAUAAGAAGCAUAAAAAGGAUAAAAAGCACAAGAAACACAAAAAGCAUAAGAAGGAAAAGGCUGCAGUGGCUGCAGCAGCUGCUGCUGUGGCUGCAGCAGAUACCACCUCAGCACAGGAAGAGCAGGAAGCAGAGACAGAACCCAAAAAGGAGACAGAAAGUGAACCAGAGGACAACCUUGAUGAUCUAGAAAAGCACCUGCGAGAGAAGGCGCUGAGGUCGAUGAGGAAGGCACAGGUGUCCCCCCCAUCUUAGGCCGAAUCCUUUGAUAUAAUGUACAUUUUAUUUGGUUUGUACUCAGAAUUCAAUUUCAAAUUGCUAAAUGUGUUUGAGCUUUAGAAUAUAACAUUUGUUGUAAUAAUUGCUAGGUUGAGGUUCACCAUGUACAAAGGGCAUGGAUUUACAUUGCAAAAGGUGUCCACAGUGUACUAGUGACAUUCUUUCAUUGACAGUCAACAUAAUUUCCUUUAGAGCAAGACUUCUUAGAAGCAGUAGGGGUUUGUUUUGAAGGUUUUCAACAUGACCAUCAGCUCCCUGGUUUCUUUGAAAUUCAACAGAGCCUUUUAGAAUAAUUUGUGAGGGUCUCAUUUGACUUCUUUUGUAUCCACUCACAUUAUGCUACUAACCUUUGUGGUUUGUAAGCCUGCCCAGAAGUAAAACCACUGCAGAAUUACCAAGGAAGUACGUAUAUUUUAAUGCUUUCUACAGUUGCCUGUACAGUCUCCAUUAAAGCAAAUCAAGAAUAGCAAUUUAGAGUGGUACAUAAAUGAAAGCAUGUUGUUUACCAGGACACUGUGGGUUUAUAUUGAUGUAACAUGUUGAUUUGGAACACUGGAAUUUCAUUUGUAUUUUUGUUUUGUUUAUUUUUUUAAAGGGCAGUUUCCAUGAUCAGCAGUCCCAGAACAAUUCCUUCAGUUACAUAAAUUCUGUUUGUGAGAUGUCGUUGCCCCAUUCAUAAAUCUUGUCUCGUUAGGGUUCCUCUGAAUGGUGUGAGCCACUUUCAGAGAUGUGCUCUUUGGAAGUGUGAGGAACCUGAACUUUGGAUAUUGUCAUGUUUUCACUGUUUUUUUUGUUUUUGUUUUUUUAACUAAAGCUAUAUAAAGCUUGUGGAUUAAACAAAAUAAAUUUCUAAAUUUAAAGAGA